AUGGCAGACUACAAUCCCGCCAACUUCGCCAACCGGCCUCAUGAGGAGGUCGAAGAGAUUGCAAGGAAGGGCGGCCAAAGCAGCCACCACAGCGGGUUCGCCAGCAUGGACCCUGACAAGCAGCGUGAAAUAUCCUCCAAGGGGGGAACUGCAUCUAGCGGGUCUUUUGAGCCAGGAAGCGAGCGAACCAGGGAGGCCGGGAGGAAGGGAGGAAAGGUUGCAGGAGGAGGCAGCAUGAUGAUGGACGAUGAAGACUUUGAUCCUGAGGAGUAG
Microsporum canis CBS 113480 is the source of this 273-nucleotide messenger RNA. RefSeq lists its product as hypothetical. NCBI's taxonomy places the organism in Eukaryota, Fungi, Ascomycota, Eurotiomycetes, Onygenales, Arthrodermataceae. The record is from RefSeq and is a predicted model, not a curated record. Bases 1 to 273 code for a protein of 90 amino acids. The transcript is spliced from 2 exons.